AUGGCAUUUAUGCAUGCUGCUUCUUCUGAGUGUCUCCGAUCUGAGCUGGAUUUGUGGAUCAUUCCACCCACUCAGACCGCUCUUGAAUCAAGUCAUUGGGUUCCUCACAAACCCCUGACCACACUCGACGCGUCCAACACAGUCGAGUUCUCCAUACCUGGAGUGGGGCAUGAGUACAUUGACCCCGCCCACACUCUUUUGUAUGUCAAAGCCAAAAUUGUGAAAGACAAUGGUGCUGAUAUUACCGCUGCAGACAACAGCGAUGCUGCUCCUGUUAAUUACGCCCUCCACGCCUUGUGGAGUCAGGUUGACGUGAGUCUUAAUCAAAAAGUAAUCUCUCAUUCAAGCAUGACCUACGCCUAUCGUGCCUAUAUCGAAUCACUUAUGAAUUACGACACAUCGGCAAAAGAUUCUCACAUGACUCAGCGUUUGUGGUACCAGGACACGCCUGGACAUUUUGAUUCUCUUGACGGCGAAGAAAAUGUGGGUCUUGCGACGAGGCGGGAGCUCACUGAAAACAGCCGCGCGUUUGAGAUGAUGGGUCCACUACACGUGGAUUUCUUCAAUCAGGAUCAUUUCCUUCUGAAUAACGUUGAGCUCAGAGUCAAGCUCACUAAAAACCGAGACGCUUUUGCCCUCAUGUCUACGGCUAGAACAGAGCGCAUCAAACUUUUGGACGCGACACUCUAUGUUCGCAAAGUAGUAGUGUCUCCUUCGGUGCUGUUGGGCCACGCCCAAGCUCUUGAAAAGUCACCUGCUAAAUAUCCUGUGAAUCGAGUUGACAUCAAAACAGUCACGAUAACACAAGGGCUCCGCGAUAAAAAUUUAGACAAUCUAUACAUGAACCAACUUCCUCAAAGAAUAAUUAUUGGCUUCGUAGACAACCGAGCCUUCAAUGGGGAUUACACCUUAAACGGGUUUAAUUUCCAGCAUUUCAAUUUGAAUUACCUGAGUCUCAUGGUCGACGGCCACCCCGUCCCUUCUCAGCCCUUAACUCCUGAUUUUCCUAACGGGCUCUAUAUGGAAGCGUACAACACUCUGUUCAGUGGCACAGGCCUGCACUGGAAGGACGAGGGCAACAAUAUUAGUUUCCCCGAUUAUCCUCUGGGAAAUGUACUUUACGCAUUUGAUUUGUCCCCUGAUCUUUCAGCCAGCGAACCUCACUGGAACCUCCACAGGCAGGGAACACUCAGGCUGGAACUCAAGUUCGCAGCACCUCUUGCCCAACCUAUAAAUUGCAUUGUGUAUGCCGAAUUCCAAAAUCUGAUUGAGAUUGACAAACAUCGAAACGUCGUUGUAGAUUAUAACGUUUGA
This is a messenger RNA of Thrips palmi, 1314 nucleotides long. RefSeq lists its product as uncharacterized. Gene Ontology annotation, molecular function: ribonucleoside-diphosphate reductase activity, thioredoxin disulfide as acceptor. The coding region runs from base 1 to 1314 and encodes 437 amino acids. NCBI's taxonomy places the organism in Eukaryota, Metazoa, Arthropoda, Insecta, Thysanoptera, Thripidae. The record is from RefSeq and is a predicted model, not a curated record. Gene Ontology annotation, cellular component: cytosol. Gene Ontology annotation, biological process: deoxyribonucleotide biosynthetic process. The transcript has a single exon.